Messenger RNA from Cadophora gregata, 447 nucleotides. RefSeq lists its product as uncharacterized. The record is from RefSeq and is a predicted model, not a curated record. Gene Ontology annotation, biological process: mRNA splicing, via spliceosome. Bases 1 to 447 code for a protein of 148 amino acids. NCBI's taxonomy places the organism in Eukaryota, Fungi, Ascomycota, Leotiomycetes, Helotiales, Ploettnerulaceae. The transcript has 2 exons. Gene Ontology annotation, cellular component: spliceosomal complex; nucleus.
AUGCCCGCCAUCCGCCACGCAAGCAAGCGCAAGGCGCCGCCAGCAGGCUUCACUGAUAUCGAAGACGACCUCCUAAUCUUCAGCAACAAGAUGAAGGACGCUGAGAACGCACCCUCGACCAACGUACCCCGCCACGCCGUCCACUGGCCCAUCUUCCAGAUCAGUCAUCAGCGCAGUCGCUAUAUCUACGAGCUGUACUAUGAGAAAGAGGCGAUUAGCAAGGAGCUGUACGAGUACUUGCUGAAGAAUGGUUAUGCGGAUAAGAUGCUCAUUGCGAAGUGGAAGAAGACUGGAUAUGAGAAGCUCUGCUGCCUCCGCUGCGUACAAACCAAAGAGACGAACUUCAACUCAACAUGCAUAUGCCGUGUUCCAAAAGCUCAGAUGAAGGAAGACCAAGCAGUCGAGUGUGUCAGCUGUGGAUGCAGAGGCUGUGCUUCUAGCGAUUGA